CUCUCUUCGCGUGAGGGCGGCCGAGCCGCAUUCGUGUCUCGAGCACCCACCGGAACAGAACGAGAAGCUUGCUGCUGCGGCCUUGCUCAGCGAUCUCGCAGCGAGUGGCCAUUUGGGCGAUGCGCGCAGCGCUCUAUGAUCAUCGGCUGCACAUGUCGUCGUCGUAGGGAUGGCGAGAGAAGCGCCCUGCGGGGAGAGGGAGAGAGAGAGGGACGGGAAGGCGCGGGACCGUUGUCGAUCGCGGUGAGAGGAGGACCAGGACAAGGACGAGGACGAGGACGAGGAGGGGCUCACGGUCAUGAUGAUGAUGAUUAUGAUGAUCUUUCAGUGCUCGUAGCAAAGAGGUGCAAAUCCAGGCCCGCUUGGAGGCCGCGAGAAAGUUACCGCCGCGGCAGAGGAGUAAAGUUUUGGCAUAGGAAAGCGGAGAUUCCUCAUCUUUCUUAGAUACAUCAUACAUACGACCCACCGCUCGAGAGGCACGGACGAGUGCAUCCUCCUCUAGGCGCAAGGGCUGCUGCAGUUAUCGGCUAAAGUGGAGUGGAGUGCGAUUGGAGUUCACCCUCUUUAAGUGAUUGGUUUUGUAUUGCGGUGUCAGCGCUGGAGGACGGGGCUGGCGGGGUCCGGGGUCUGGGUACCGGGGGUGUCGCUGGGUAGCGGCAGCAGGAGCAGCAGCAGCAGUGCGGUCCCUUCGCCGUCAGGCAGGCAGGCAGGCAGGCAGGCAGGCACUCGAAACCCCACCGGGAAAAUGGAAAAGACUUUGGUGGUGCCCUGAGGUGGUUUCGGCUCGGCACGGCCACUCCAUUGGAGGGCGUCACCGCUAGCCAUAUAUGAGUGCAGGUGCGCCCGCUGCGCUCCUGUCAGAGGUGCCCAGUCCGGGCAUGUCAUUCUCGGGAAUUUGAAAAGCACCUGCUCGUCAGUCCUGCCCAGUCCGUCGCUCCUCCUCAUUUUCCUUCCGUUUGCUUCUGCUGCUGCUGCUGCUGCUCCUGCCGAGGUUAACGUUGCACGCCAUGCUCUUUGAUUCCCCCUCGUAAUCGCCUUUGCGACCCCGAAAGCGAACGGGAGGGAGGGAGGCCUUGGAGGGGGCCCGGGACGGGGAAAGGGGGCCGCGACGAGCAAGGAAGGAAGGAAGGAGAGGAUCAUCGAGAGGAUCAUAAAUGUGUCAGAGCUUUACCUUGCGGAGCUAUUGUCUCCUGUUUAACGGUGCGCUGGUAGUGUAGAACAGCACGAAAGGAUUGACGCUCGUAGUUGUCAAACUGCAAUCGCUGCCAGCGCGGAACGGGGCAGGGCUUCUCUCUCGUUGCAGCCUUUUUUCUUCUUCCGGCCGAGGAGGCCGCAUUGCGCCACUUGCCCGAUGUCGAGCGACUACCCCGCGAACUACUCUUGUUGUGUUGAGCCAGCGCCUCGUCGUUCCGAGAGGGCUUUGCGACAUGGUGGUGCCGAUUGAAGUCUGUCUUCGCGGCCAUCGACGCUAGCGUGUUGCGCUCGUGACUUUCUUGGAGGCUGCCGCUGGCCAAUGUAUUUUGAAGUGUAGGUUGAUUGCGUAUAAGAACUAGCACGAUGGUGCAGUCGGUGAAAACUGCGAAGUGGAUAAAAUCCGCAGUUAAGAAGGCCUUCAGGUCCCCGUCGAAAGACAAGUCUCCUCAAAAGGAAGGAACUGCUGAGGAGGGAGCGGCGGCUAAGAAAACCACUCCGAAGCGCAGGUGGAGUUUUGGACGUAAAAGCCAUGACCGUCUUGCUCUGAAUGAAGAAGCCAGCAAGGGCGAGUCUGGAGCGAGUCCGCAGGACCAAAAUAAGGUUGUGAGUACUGCGACUGAAGAGGUGGAUACCUCUGGAAAUGAAGUUUCGAAGUCGGUCACUUCUUUCGGGGAGCCCGUGUUCCGGGAAUACGGUCCGGCCGAAGUCGCAGCGUCCAUCAAGAUUCAGACCGCGUUCCGGGGCUAUCUGGCUCGGCGAGCGCUGAGAGCUCUCAAAGGCCUCGUCAGGCUGCAAGCUCUGGUGCGUGGGCACACUGUGAGGCGGCAGGCAGCCAUUACUCUGAGAUGUAUGCAGGCGCUGGUGAGAGUCCAGGCUCGUGUCAGGGCACGUCGGGUGCGGAUGUCGGAAGAAGGACAAGCAGUAAUGCGUCAAAUAUCUCAGUCGAGGGAGCUGCAGUACCGAAGGCAAUCGGGCGGUCUUGUCGCCGUUGUCCCGAUGGGUUUUCAGGAUAGUUGGAACGCUAGCACUGCGACAUUGAAGGAUCAGCAAGCGAAGGAACAGAGCAGGGAAGAGGGUGCCCGCAAGCGCGAGAGAGCAAUGGCUUAUGCCUUCUCGCAGCAGUUGCGGAGGUCUGCCCCGAAGCAAACGCUGUACAUCGAUUGCGAGCCGGAUCAGCCACAUUGGGGUUGGAGCUGGCUCGAAAGGUGGAUGUCAGCACGUCCCUGGGAAACCCGCUUCAGUCCCGAGGCCACGCUAUCCGAGAAGAGCUCGAAAAAGAGCACCAAGCUGACUCCCACGAAACCUAGUGACCCCGAGAGGACUCUCCGAGCUGGACACAAAGGUUCAGAUGUGGACAAGGGCAUUCUCAAGAGUGGGGCAAGGAACAGCGUCGACGAGAAGACGCCUGGUCCUAGGAGUGUAGCUAAAUCCACAGAGGAUCGCAAGGAGGUUCUCAAGAGUACCCCAGAGGCUGGAGAGCACACUGCCAAACACAAAAGCCACCCCAAAAGGAGGUGGGGUUCGAUCUCCGAUUCCGUGGGAUUACUGGCUUCCACACCUUCGCAGCCACCAACAGCAGUUCAGUCCACUACCACCAGCCCCAAGGCCACUUCGCCCCCCCAGGCAUCCGCACCCCCGGCAGCACCUCAGGUACAGCCGUCCGUUCCCGCAAGCCAAGUAGCUUCUACUCGUGCAUCACCAACGGCCUCGCCUCCUCCUGCUGCAGGAGUCUCGUCUCCGCAGGCUUCUCUAUCCCCCCCGGUCCCAUCAUCCCCCUUAAUGGAGCUGGCAGCACCUGGGGACUCUUUCCUCACCCCUUCACCCCCUAAGGCCUCAAAGACUUCGUCUCCUCAAAAGGCGUCCGUUUCUCCUCCUCCGGCUCAUUCUCCUGCGGUUCCUUCAUCACCCACCGAACAAGCUUCCCCUGGAGCACCUGAAUCUGUGCAAGAUCGAGCUGAAGACGGUUUGGAUCAUGGAAAUGGGUCUCUGGUGGAGGAAAUGCUAUAUGCCGAUGCUAAUGGAGAUGGCGCCCGUGGGGGACUGGAGAGCGGUCUUUCCACACCUCAGGCAUCUGUUGGCAGCAAGGACAAGUUCAUGAGGCGCCACUCUUCCUAUGCAGGCCCAAAGGGUGAGCACGGAGAGCACCAUUCUGCCCUUCCCAGCUACAUGCUCAGCACGGAGUCUGCGAAAGCCAAAGCCAGGUCGAUGAGCAAUCCAAAGUCAAGACCAGAGACAGAAAAGGAAGAUACUGUCGUCAAGAAGAGGUUCUCGCUUCCCGGUGUGGCAGAGGUGAAAACAUCCCCGCGUUCGGCCAGGCCCACGGCCAGUUCUCUAGUGCGAACCAGCCUGAAUAAGAGCUAUUUCGGUCCAGUCAAAUCUGACAGACCUGGAUCUGUGAUGUCACUUAAGGACGUUAGCGGCAGUGAGUUGAACCACAGUACGAAUACUUCGGUGAAUGGAGAGGCUAACAAACCCAUGAAAUGGAGGUAGUCGUGUUUCGUUAUGUGUCUUUCUCCUCACGGAUGACGCAGUGUUGGUACCAGACUGUAUACCUCUCUGCAGGGUAGAAGUCUCUGUCUGCAGUGUAGGAGUUCUGGCCCUGCUUGUUAUCUACCCUGUCUGCGUAAUUGACUGACGUUCACCGCUGCCAUGGAGGGCAGAAGGUUGGCAAAGACCAGGACUGCACAGCCAUCGCUAUUUCCUAGGAACCUCUUGUGAGCCGUUCAUGGUAGCCAGAGUUGGCCCAACUUGACCGAAGUGUCCAUAAGUUAAAAGUCUUAUUCUUUGAAGCAGGAGUUUCGCUUUUUGGUUGAGCAGCGAAAACAUCUCUCUGUGGGGGCCCUGAAGUUAUGAAGAGAUUUAAAAGCGGAGGCACGGAGGUUUAUCUCUCUGCAUCGCUGCUGUCUUUCUUAUAGUUCGCAGACUCUUCAGGUCCGAGUUAAAGAGGCUUGUGAUUGCGUCUUGCCCAGUACGCACUUCAUCAAUGAAGUGAGGUAUGACGUACAUAAUUGGAUCCCUAAGGAAAAACACCCGCCUGUUCUUCGAGGGAAUUUCUACACAGUUUUGUUUCCCUUAUUUCUUUUGGUUCGCUCCAGGAUCCACAGGGCGGGUAGUAGAGAGAUAGUGCGCGGACGCUGCAGAGGAAUGGGCCUAGGAGCUGCGGGCAAGGCCCACUGUAGAGGUAGAGGAGAGGGGUGCUAGUUGUAAAUCCUUAGUACCCACCCCUCUUUGGCUGUGGGUGCGUCUAUAGCGUAUCCUGUUUGAUGCCGGUGUUUCAUUCUAGCAAGUAGUUACCUGUCGAAAACUAUUCCAAUGUGUCAGUUCCCAGCUUUGUGGGUGCGCCGUGCUUGUUGACCAAGCGUAGCGAACGCAUCCACGAGCCUGAGGUGAUGAAAAAGAUAUGAUAAGUCGCUGUAUAGACCGCUCUGCGGGUUUUGUUGCACUAGCGCAUUGUUCAGAUAGCAAGCAAGUUUGUUUUGUUACCAUAAGGGAAAAUGAUGCCUGGACAACGCUCCUCUGGCUAUGGAAUUGGAAAUUAAAAGAGUUGGAACUGGGUGAUCGCUUGUACCUUACAGGGAAAUCUUGUACAGAGUCUAAAUCGUGUAUUACCGGUGUGAGCGUCGGA
Marchantia polymorpha subsp. ruderalis is the source of this 4819-nucleotide messenger RNA. NCBI's taxonomy places the organism in Eukaryota, Viridiplantae, Streptophyta, Marchantiopsida, Marchantiales, Marchantiaceae. The record is from the annotation of a GenBank genome assembly.